This is a messenger RNA of Pelodiscus sinensis (Chinese soft-shelled turtle), 1531 nucleotides long. NCBI's taxonomy places the organism in Eukaryota, Metazoa, Chordata, Testudines, Trionychidae. The record is from RefSeq and is a predicted model, not a curated record.
UGAACUCUUGUGUCUAGAAGUGACUAAUCAGUGUGCUAAUUCAUACAACCACACAGAUUAUAGUUGAUUAUAGGUUGAAGAACACUCGAUAACCUUGUCAAAGUUCAGAGCAAUGGCACCUAUAUUCUCUCCCCAUGGUCCAGAGAGGGCAAUCACCCUUACUUAGACUUCUGGCUUUAGCCAUCACCUUCCUUGAGAAUUUCCAGACUGCACAUCUUCUGUCUAAACUUGUACAUUCCUCAAAGUCAGAAUGUGUAAGUAAGCCUGCCUUUUUUUCUUUUCAGAGAUGGCAGACUGUUACAGUAAUCUGUGGCAAGCCCAUGCCCAUUUAUUCUGAAAGUACAAGUACUACAGAGAAAACAAUAAAAGAACCUGAACAUGUGCAAAUGAGCUUACUGGAGAUCACCCUGGCUCCAAGAAGAGCUUGGGAUUCAGAAAACAGGAGGAUCUAUUUUCAUAACAAUGGCAACAAAAUCAUCGCUCCUUAAAGUAAUACUCCUAGGUGAUGGUGGAGUCGGGAAAAGUUCACUUAUGAACAGAUAUGUCACUAACAAGUUUGAUACGCAGUUGUUCCACACGAUAGGCGUGGAGUUCUUAAAUAAAGAUUUGGAAGUGGAUGGACACUUUGUCACAAUGCAGAUAUGGGACACUGCAGGUCAAGAACGGUUUAGGAGCUUACGGACUCCUUUCUAUAGAGGUUCUGACUGUUGCCUUCUAACAUUCAGUGUAGAUGACUCUCAAAGCUUCCAAAACUUGGGUAACUGGAAAAAAGAAUUCAUUUACUAUGCAGAUGUCAAAGAGCCUGAAAGUUUUCCUUUUGUGAUAUUGGGUAACAAAGUUGACAUAAAUGAAAGGCAAGUGUCUACAGAAGAAGCCCAGACCUGGUGCAGGAACAACGGCAACCAUCCCUAUUUUGAAACUAGUGCAAAAGAUGCCACUAAUGUUGCAGCAGCCUUUGAGGAAGCUGUUCGACGAGUUCUUGCUACUGAAGAUAGAUCAGAUCACUUAAUUCAGACAGAUGCAGUACAUCUUCACCGGAAGCCCAAACCCAGUUCAUCUUGCUGUUGACUUAGAGUAUUUUUGCUACUAAAGUUCUGACAAACUUAUUCUAAAAAUAAGAAAAGGAGUAAUAGCUCAAAUAUAAGUUGGUUCCACUCUAAUGUUAAAAUGUAAUAUUCUGCUGCUUUACUGGGGGGGCAAAGGGGCGCUUCCAUUCAGUGAGUGACUUGAAUUAGUGGCAUCUUCUCUUUAGAAAGGUGUCAGCUAAACAUGUUCAAUAUAAAUACAUAAUUUGUAAAGUUAACAAAUCCAACGAUAAACACUUUAAAUGUAAAUCAGAGAAACUUGAAAGUUCUAGAAGCACUACUUUUGGGUUUUUUUCUCUAAUUCAAAUGCAAGGAACAACUUUUAUAUGUAUGUGUAUAUUUUUAUGAAAUUAGCAUUCCAUUUUUGUUUCACUAAAACCCAUUUCAUAACAUGCUAAAUAUUAAAGAACUUCAGUCUCAUUACAUUCCUUUGGUUCUGAGUGGUA